AUCUAGAGAGGAAACCUAUCUGAGGUGUCAGUGUCCUCCGAGAAGGAACAGAGAGGUACAGCGAUGGAGCUCUCAGUGUUUGUUUCCGCUUUUUUGCUCUGUGUUGUCAAUGCUGGGAUUCCUCAUGAUGGAAUACACUGGACAUACGCAGAGGGAGCUUUGGACCAGAUGCACUGGCCGACCAAGUACCCCGCAUGUGGCGGUAAGAAGCAAUCCCCCAUCGACAUCCAGCGGCGCAGGGUCAGACACAACCCAGACAUGUUACAGCUGGAGCUGAACGGUUAUGAUGCUCAGAAAGGGACUUUCCUCAUGUCCAACAACGGGCACUCAGUUCAAAUUGACUUGCCUCCCACUAUGGUGAUCACCAAGGGUCUCCCAGGAAAAUACACAGCUGUCCAGAUGCACCUGCACUGGGGCGGCUGGGACCUGGAGGCCAGCGGAGCGGAGCACACUGUCGACGGCAUCCGCUACAUGGCAGAGCUACAUGUUGUCCAUUAUAAUUCUGACAAGUACAAGAGCUUUACUGAGGCCAGAGAUAAGCCGGAUGGGCUGGCAGUGCUUGCCUUUUUCUAUGAUGAUGGACAUUUUGAGAACACCUACUACAGCGAUUUCAUCUCCACCCUUGACAAAAUCAAGUAUGCAGGUCAGUCCAUGAACAUAUCGAACAUUGAUGUGCGCUCCAUGCUGCCCGAGAACCUCAACCAUUUCUUCAGAUACCAAGGCUCCCUCACCACUCCACCCUGCUACGAGAGCAUCCUCUGGACUGUGUUUGAUACACCCAUCACCCUCUCACAUAACCAGAUCAGGAAACUGGAGAGUACUCUGAUGGACAUGGACAACAAAACCCUGUGGAACGACUAUCGCAUUGCUCAGCCCCUGAACGACCGUGUUGUGGAGUCAUCUUUCUUGCCACGCCUUGGCAAAGGAACAUUUUGUCGGCAAGAUGAAAUUGAAUCGAGGCUUCAUAAGAUCGAGGGUCUGAUAACAUCUCUUGGAAAACACAUGCAUUCAGGUGGAUUUCGCAACCCAAGACCAGCCACAUAUGAGAGUCGUGGUCUGUUUCCUCUGGUGCUUAACUUCCAGGAGCAAAAUGCUGGUAGUUAUGCUUUAGCCCGCCUCAGCCACCCCAUGGACCUGAGUGCCUUCACUGUCUGCAUGCAUGUCCUGCCUCAGCUUAAGGGGCUCCACACCGCUAUCUCCUAUGCCAGUAACGGCAAUGACAACGAGCUGAUGAUCUCCAUCAGCGAAGACCGGGAUGCAAAAGAGGUGGGCCUCUGGAUUGACAAUGAGUUUAUCAACCUGCCGCACAACUUCAGGUCCCACGAUUGGGCUAACUACUGUAUCACCUGGUCGUCCAACAACGGCGGUGUGCAGCUGUAUAUCAACGGUAUGGUGGGGGAGCAGCAGCACCUGAAAAGUGGUUACACAAUCAGCCCUGGCGGGGUGUUCAUCCUGGGCAAAGACCAGGAUGGAUUACUCGGCAUCUCUAACGCGAACGCCUUUGUGGGUAAGAUGACUGAUGUCAACGUGUGGGACUAUGUGCUGACCACAGCAGACAUCCGGGACCAGAUGUCAUGUGAAAGGAACAGCACCAUGGUGGGAAAUGUGUUCAGCUGGGGAACCACCCAACUGAGUCUGUAUGGGGGGAUAGAGCUAGACAGUCAGUACAGAUGCUGAAGAGGCUCAGCUGCUUCUGCUCGCACAAGCUUUCAAAUUCUGCAAUAAACCAAAAUGAUGAUGAUGAUGAUGAUGAUGAUGCAGUGAAUUUAAAAUGUGUGUGGCAUAUGUAAUGAAGGUUUAAAAUGUCUUUCAGGUACCUGUAAGUCAAUAUUUAAAAUAAACUGUAUGUUAUAGCUUCAAAUGUGUAUUGUAUUCAUAUAUUUGCCUCAUCAAUAAAGGCUUAAACUGA
Molecule: messenger RNA, 1909 nt
Organism: Larimichthys crocea (large yellow croaker)
Lineage: Eukaryota; Metazoa; Chordata; Actinopteri; Sciaenidae
Gene: ca6
Product: carbonic anhydrase VI
Exons: 10
Coding region: 64-1677 (537 amino acids)
Molecular function (GO): carbonate dehydratase activity; zinc ion binding
Source: RefSeq, a predicted model, not a curated record